AUGAUAGAACUCAUGGCACAUGAGCUGAAUACGCACGAUCUAAGCGAUGUGCUAGACCUUCUUCGAGUCCUAAGUGAGCUUGGUUCUAACUCCGAUGUGGAUAAACUAAAAUUGAGAGAAAUUCGUAUUCUCUGGCAGGUAAUCCUGGGAAUCGAUGAGCACUUGUUCGAUCAGUUACAAUAUACCAAUUUGAGCCUGGAGAUACGAUCGCAUCUUGGGCGAGCGAGCUUUCAAUGUCUGAGGGGCAACGACCAUCACACCGAAUUUCCAGUGCAGAAUGCUGUUGGUGAUGUGCUAUUGACCAAAUCCCUGAUACGCUCCAUUGAGGAGGAAACAGGGCCUCAUUUGCGGCAAAACAUCACACAGGAACUAAGCAUGAUAAACAAGAUAAGACUAGUUCUAUUUGAGCUUGAGAACGUUGUAUCAAAUCUCUCUACAAAAUCACGUCUGAUGGAUUGUGUGUCGCAAGCUUAUGAGUAUGAACUAUACUACCAUAGAAAGGCUGGACAGCUCUUGGAGGAUACUAACAGUGGUUUGAUGAAAGAAGAAGAGUCACUGGUCCCACUCAUGUUCGAAACAAACAACGAGUCGUUCAAUACGUGCUAUAAACAAAGCCUAUUGAUGCUGACAGCAUCUGUGCCUUCCGGCGCGCCAGCACCUUCUAAAAUCCAGAAAGCAGCAAGGCUGACGGUGGAAACCUUUAUGAGCAUCAACUGUGUCAAGGUGAUAUAUGACCUGCAGCUGGUCAGUGAAUAUCAUUUGCGGAUCUUCAAUACCAUCAAAUAUCCUCUCCGCAACGCACAGAAUCGAGAUGUUCUCGAACGAAAGAUUGACGACUAUCUAUCGCUUAACCCAAUUAUUCCCAUCUUAAAACCCAUAAUACGACAAUUGAUGCAAAAUGAUCAACGUGAUACGAACGAUGAAGACGUCACAGAGAUUUUGAAUUUAAUAGAUCGAGUACUGGCAAGGUAUAUGGAACGCAAGAAAGCGCCUCUCUCUGUGAGGUGGUUUACCCGUAUACUUGAAAAAUAUAUUGACUUGUUGAGAGAGGACGGGCAGAGUCUAAGCGACGAUAUAUACUACCAAGAAGUUAGGCGCGCAGCUCUCAAAUGGAACAAAAAAGAAGUCACACCCAACUCUUUCGAAGAAGACCUGCUGGCCUUGUCUCUCAUUCCAAGUUCAGAGAUGUUUUCGUUCCGCGGGCAACAGUUACCGUCUGCGGGUAUGCGAUAUGCGUUGGUGUGUGUGAAAAAAGAAGUUGAGCUCAAGAGCAAAUAUCUGAGACUCUGGUUUGAUUCAAUGACGUACGUGCGAACAGAUCGCGAGCUCUUAAACAUUUGGAAGAAAUCUAUCAUCUCCACAUUCCUGAAAAAAUGGUACGACAAGAGCCAACUUUAUCUUGUCAAAAAUCAAGAUGCAAUUCAGAUCCGAAACACAAAACUCCUCAGGAACCAAAUUCAAAAAUGGGUCCGGCAAGUGGAAAGAAGAACGCGAAGUAGACACAAAGCGGAUUUGUUUGCCCUUUCUAAGAUGUUUCUCAAAUGGAAGCAGAAAUACGAGCGCUUCAAAGAGUGCACUCGUCCAGACGGCAAAGAGUCUUUUUUCCUCAAGAAGAGAUUCUUUAGGCUUUGGAGGACGGCUUCAAUGGCUCGUAGCUCAAAGCUCUCCAUGAUUAACGACAAGAUGACGCUUCAGCUGAUGCUAACCAGAUGGCAUCAGAAAUUUCGAAAUCAUCGUCAACUCAUAUGGAGAGCUGACCAAGCCAGAGAUGUUCUUAUCAAGUCACAUUAUUUCAACGUAUGGCUCAAUGAAUCAGCGCCCGGACUAAAAAAGGCGAAAAGGCUGCAGUAUUAUGAAGACCGUUUUAUUCAAGCUAAUUAUUUCCAUGGAUGGGUCAUGGCAUACAAUUUUCACAUUCUAGAAGGAGAGCUAUGCAGUAAGAACAACCGGCACUUGGUGCACUGGAUUUUUGAGAAUUGGAAGCAAUUUUAUCGACAUCAGAAAGUUUACAAAGAGUAUAUUGAGCGAAGAAAUGCCGAAAUUUUAGUGACAUUCUUCAAUAAAUGGAACACAGCACGGCGGCUGCUUUCAGUAGCAGACGAUUUCCGAAGGCAGUCUUUAUUGCAAAGAGUUUUGGGCCAUUGGAAACUGGUCCUUCAGGAAUCCAAAGUGUAUCGUCAAAGAGAGGCUAUUAUCUUGAAAAAAUAUAUGCAAACAUGGCGAUUGCGCACGCGUGAGGAUGUAUUUUUGCAAGGCGGAGCUGACAGAUUGACGCAGAAGAUGUUUGAGCGGUGGUAUUCGUUGACUGUCACACGAUCCAACCACCAACGGAAGGCCGAGAAGUUCCGUUCGACUUUCACCAAGAAAUCAAUUCUAAGAUUCUGGUUUUCGAAGCUGGCCCACUCCAGGGAUCUACUAGUGCGCGCUGAGGAGUGGCGGUUAGAACGUGAUGAAGAACACGAGAGGAAGCUCAUUUCGACGGUAAUGGAAGCUUGGAUCAAAGCAUUCCAAAAGGCUCAAGAAAAGAAUAUGAAUUUGGAAGUCCAGCUCGCAGAUUUUGAAACGUCUCAUUGCGAAGCCAGGAUACUUAAUCUUUGGAAGAAAAAAUGGGAAGACCAUGUUCGAGAUGACCAAGAUGCAAGAAGUUUCAGGACAUUGUCUCUGGAGACAAAAAUGUUCAACAAAUGGCUCCGUGGUUAUGAUAGAAUUUUGGAACUGAACGAGAUCUGCGAUCACCAUUUGGAGGUGAGCAAUGUCGAUCUCCUUUCUCACAUUGUGUCGCAAAUGUCACUCAAGGCGAUCAAGAUCCAGAAUGAUUUGCGAAAUGCUGACCGCUUCAAAGAGAGAUGGUCGCGGAAUAAAAAGAGAGUGUUUUUUGAUAUAUGGAAGUUCAGCUAUGAGGAAAAGAAAAAUAAUAGAGAGGACGUUUUCGUGGACACGAACGAGAUCUCGUCAUUAUCUCCGCUGGCCCAACGCCGACGGUUCACCGGAAUUGUUCCAGAGACGCCAGGGGUUUCUUCGGGGACGCCCGGAAGGUGGCUGCGCACGCCUGCUGUUGCACGGACAAAUUCAAUUCCUGCUACAGAACGAGUUCGAAGAAUGUACCUCGAGCAGCGUCGCAGCCAAUAUCGCCAGGUCAAACAGAGGUCGCCCGAAAAAGGAGACAUCUCGACGCCGACGCGCCGAGUCCGCACCGAGCGAACGUAUCUCGAUGAAGACAACGUAUUCAUACAACGCGAUGAAAUAUAA
This is a messenger RNA of Ogataea haglerorum, 3249 nucleotides long. RefSeq lists its product as uncharacterized. The transcript has a single exon. Lineage: Eukaryota; Fungi; Ascomycota; Pichiomycetes; Pichiales; Pichiaceae. The record is from RefSeq and is a predicted model, not a curated record. The coding region runs from base 1 to 3249 and encodes 1082 amino acids.